Messenger RNA from Prosopis cineraria, 2894 nucleotides. RefSeq lists its product as uncharacterized. Gene Ontology annotation, cellular component: cytoplasm. Gene Ontology annotation, molecular function: protein binding. The record is from RefSeq and is a predicted model, not a curated record. Lineage: Eukaryota; Viridiplantae; Streptophyta; Magnoliopsida; Fabales; Fabaceae. The transcript has 4 exons. Bases 553 to 2502 code for a protein of 649 amino acids.
GACCCUGAAAAGGAAAUAGGAAGGCAGGUUCCAUCCAUCGGGCCUCACAUGUUGCCUUCCCAUUGUUAUGGACCCUCUGGCUCCAUCUCUUUCCCUUUCUCUUUCUCUGACCCUUGACUUUCACUUUCCCCGUGUUUUCAAAAGCGCAUGGUUCCACUGAGCUUCAACAAAGUGCUUUGGAGCCCCCCAUUUGAGGAUCUUUGCUGUUUCCCUUUUUUUUUCUACUUGCGGAGAGGACAAGCUGGGGCGGUUGAGUACUCGGUUCUCUUCGGUUUCAAUCUUCUAGUCCUCGGGACUCAUAGAAGAAGUAAAACAGCAGAGAGGAAGAAGGGCUUGAAACUUGAAAGGACAAUUUGUCAACAAAGUCUGUUUCAUUUGUUGAAUCCAAGACUCCGAUUUGCCUGUUCUUAGUAUUUGAUGUUUUAAUUAUGCAACUUUGUGUUGCAAAAUUUCAAUACUCUGACAGUCUUGAUGUUCAAACAAGUUACAAUUGAUGGUAUGAGCACAAGCUUGUAAUUGUUAGUGCUGGUUGGUUCCUUUUACUAUUGAGGUAUGGCCGGUAUAGAUGUUACAAGGUAUGCUCAUAGUCCUGUGCACAAGGCCAUCAUUUUGAAGGAUUAUGCUGGCCUCAAGAAAAUACUGGGGCGUCUUCCACAACUUGGUAAUCCAUCUAACAUUCGCACUGAAGCAGCUUCAAUAACUGAGGAAGAGAAGGCUGAUGUCAUUUCUGCUGUAAUUGAUCGGCGUGAUGUGCCAAAUCGUGAUACCCCUCUUCACCUGGCUGUAAAACUUGGUGAUGAAGUAGCCACUGAGAUGCUUAUGGUGGCUGGGGCAGAUUGGAGUUUGCAAAAUGAACAGGGAUGGAGUGCCCUUCAGGAAGCUAUAUGCAACAGAGAAGAGGUUAUUGCCCGGCUGAUAAUCAGACAUUAUCAGCCUUUGGCAUGGGCAAAAUGGUGCAGAAGAUUGCCUCGCUUAGUGGGGACCAUGCGAAGAAUGAGAGACUUCUAUAUGGAGAUAACGUUCCAUUUUGAGAGUUCUGUGAUUCCUUUCAUCUCAAGGAUUGCACCUUCGGAUACUUACAAGAUUUGGAAAAGGGGAGCAAAUCUGAGGGCAGACAUGACUUUGGCUGGUUUUGAUGGUUUUAGAAUUCAGAGAUCAGAUCAGAGCAUUUUAUUCUUGGGCGAUGGAUCUGAGGACGGGAAAGUCCCUCCUGGGUCACUCUGCAUGAUCUCGCACAAGGAUAAGGAAGUAAUGAAUGCUCUAGAUGAUGCUGGCUUUCCUGCAACUGACGAAGAAGUUAAGCAAGAAGUGGCUGCAAUGUCUCAAACUAAUAUAUUCAGGCCUGGGAUUGAUGUUACCCAAGCAGUCCUUUUGCCCCAAUUGACUUGGAGGCGACAGGAGAAAACAGAAAUGGUCGGUCCUUGGAAAGCCAAGGUGUAUGAUAUGCACAAUGUAGUUGUAAGCAUUAAAUCUAGAAAGGUUCCUGGUGCUAUGAGGGAUGAUGAAUUAUUCACAUCUAGCAAUGAAAAUGAGACAGAGAGUGAAGAACUUAGUGACAUUUUGACAGAGGAUGAAAGAAGACAACUGGAAGAUGCAUUGCAGUUGGAUUCAGCAGAAAUGAACCAUGAAAGCUGUGAGGAGAUCAUUGGUCAUCGCCACAGUUGUUAUGAACAUAGGGAUAUUCCCAUUGAAGAUGCUAACAACUAUAAAAAUGGAGAAAAUAAGCAGGACAAGAAAGGAUGGUUUGGUGGAUGGAGAAAGAAGGAUUCUAAACAUGAUGCACAAAAAAAGAUUGCUCCGCCAAGAAGUUCCCUCUGUAUAGAUGAGAAGGUGAGUGAUCUAUUGGGAGAUUCUCCUUCAAGGAAUCAGAUUAAGCCAGGAAGACAUUCUGUUGAGAUAGCUGUAAGGGGUGAUGAGCAACGGAAGAAGAAAGAUGCCAGAGCUACUUCUACAAAUUCUGAUAGCAAGGGUCAUGCAAAUCGUGAAAGUGAGUACAAGAAAGGAUUGAGGCCUAUUCUGUGGCUUGCCCCAAACUUUCCCCUCAAAACUGAAGAGCUACUGCCAUUACUUGACAUUGUUGCAAACAAAGUUAAAGCAAUUCGACGUUUAAGAGAACUUCUCACAACAAAACUUCCAAUGGGAACCUUUCCAGUAAAGGUUGCCAUCCCUGUGGUUCCCACUAUCAGAGUAUUGGUCACUUUCACCAAGUUUGAAGAGUUACAGCCAUUAGAUGAAUUUGCAACACCCCCGUCAAGUCCUUCUGCUACAGGCCGUGAGAGCCCUGCAGUGACACAGUUCUCAGCUUCAUCUUGGUUUCAGUGGAUAAAGGCUCCUUACCAUCGCCCCAGCUCAUUGGCUGCAACUAGUUCGAGCAGUAGCCGGAUAGAAAAUAUUCAAGACCCAUUUGCAAUUCCCUCAGACUAUACCUGGAUCACUGCCGAAGCGAAGAGAAAGAGGAUGCAGGAGAAGAAUAAAUCAAAGAAAGGAAGAAGUCAUAGCUAAUGAUUUCAUGAGUAACCUCUAAACUUUGGAGGAAAUGCUUCCAAACGGCAAAAAGUGUUUCUUCCAAGCUCAACAAUUGAAGUGUGUAAUAUGGAUAACCAUUUGGGAUUAUUUUCCCCUGUAUUUUUGGGGAGGGGAAUGGGGUUGUGGCAUAGGGAAAGAUAUUGUGAUUCUUGCUUCAUUUGCUGAACAUUGUAAGUUUAAAUCAUAGAUUUGUUUACUCUUCUUUUCAACAUGUGACAGCCAUUAACACAGUAGCUUUGGGCUACUUUUGUCAGUGUGAUUGGGUGCUUUUUAAAAACUAUUUUGAUAUUUUCACUUAAAUUUGUUGAUGUAAAUAAACUGAAAGCCAGCUUUGGGUUCUUUGUAUCAGAAUACUUUGCCUUGUCUGA